CAAAAAAACUCGUGUUUUUUGAAAUAACAACAUCUUCCUGUGUUCUCCUCCAAGAGCUUUGUGGCUCACCAUCCUCCAUCUUCUUUCUCAAUAGAGCAGUACGUAUCCCGAUCCACAAUGUCCACAGGCCGAGCUACGUUCCGGAACGUUCACUUUUACAAUGCGUUGACAGGGGAUUGCCUUGGAGGAUUUUACCAGAAAGGAUCUCUCACUGAAGAAAGCAUGAUUGGGAUUCUUACCAACAUACUUUUAAUUGUGGAACAACCUUUUACUGUCAAGCACAGAAUGUCGGAUCGGAUCAUUACUCCUUCAAAAGACCCGGUUGAGCUUGGAGAUUAUGACAUCUCCUCCACAGGACCCCUUCAUCUGAACGAUGAGCCAUGCGUGGCGCGACUCAUCACCUACUCUUCCUCAGGCCAAGAGGAUCAAUUCCGCAGCGGGGUCCGUGCGAGAGAUCGGAAAUGCGUUAUAUCUGGACGAGUCAACAAUCUAAUCCAAUUGAACAUGUGGCCAGCAUUUCAUGCUGCGCAUGUAUUUCCACUAGAAUGUGGGAAUCUCUGGUGUGAAUUCAACUAUGGGCGUUGGGUAACAAACAUGGAUGAUGCUGUGGGCAUAUCCAAAAUCAACUCAACUCAGAAUGGUCUACUCAUGGACGCGUCUUUGCACAAUCUUUUCGACCAGUAUCUCUUCUCUAUAAACCCAGAUGAUGGCUACAAAAUCAUCUCAUUCUUCCCUGACGACAUGACCAUUGAUGGAAGAAUCCUGGAUCCCGUCUGCCGCGAUCCAACCGACCCUAAUCAUGUAUCAGAUGAGCUCCUCCGAUGGCAUUUUCGACAAUCCGUGCUUGCCAAUAUGCGAGGGGCAGGAGAGCCUGUCUUUGAGUCUGACUUCCCCCCGGGAACGGAUAAGAUGGCAGUCCUUCGUGAGGAGCUGUAUGGAAAAGAGAGGUUCGAGAUGGAAAUUGAGUCGCGACUACGAUCCGUGGGCUAGAGGCGCCUGACCAACAUUCCAGCGAAUAUUCAACGGAUUGUCUCGUUCGUGGAUCCCAUUCGGUCACAGCGCUCGGAUUGUGGAUGCUAUUAUCCGGCACAAGACAUAGGCGAUGAGUCGUUUUCAGGGUUAUACACCUUUACAUUUUCCGUGAAUAUCUUGUAAACCGGGUGGUAGACAAUUUAUUUCUCAACCAUGGAAGCAACCGCUAUCUCUACGCCAGCGAGUUCUCCAUCGAUAUCGCCCGGCUUUCCAUUAUGUCCUACACAAGUUGCAACAAUGCUCUGCAGAGAAGGUAUAAGGACUAUGACAGAAAUUGAGGGCAGAAUGAGACCGUUCCAAGCAGUACAAAAAGAGAAUUGACAUGUGGUUAGCUGUAAGAGGUUAGGCCCUCUAUCAGUUUCUCAGGCGUUGCCCUCGACAUCCGCGGAGUACAUCCGCCAAGUCGUCCACCAAGUUGUCCGAAGGAUAGUUUAUCCGUUAUCACAUGACCUAGAACUGCGCUGGUGUUUUUAUUUACAUCUUUUAUCCUUCGUUCUUUUCUCCUUCUUCAACGUUUCCUCUUUGUACAUAAGGAAUAUACUAGCUAUUUGUUAUACGCU
Messenger RNA from Coccidioides immitis RS, 1592 nucleotides. RefSeq lists its product as hypothetical. NCBI's taxonomy places the organism in Eukaryota, Fungi, Ascomycota, Eurotiomycetes, Onygenales, Onygenaceae. The record is from RefSeq and is a predicted model, not a curated record. The transcript is spliced from 4 exons. The coding region runs from base 118 to 990 and encodes 290 amino acids.